GGAAGACAGGACGUGGGGGUUGACAAUAACAUGGCGACCUUUUUCCGAGGGACUGUCAGUGACAUACAUACCUUUGUAGCUAAUGCUAUCUCUACUACUAUUGGGGUGUGGCCUUCUGUCCUGAUAACGCAGGAUGGCACUGCGUGCCCGGUGUGACCAUGAAACCGGCUAUUGUGAUUCACCCUGGGGCAGAAUGGCUAGAACUGUCUUGGUGGAGCCGGGUCAAGCAUGAUGAUGAUGAAGCUUCCCAUGACGAUGCGGCCGGUGAAACAGACAAUAAUGUCGCCGAGAACCACUGCUGCGAGACUACAAGGGUUGACAGAAGUUUCCGAUUGCGAGGGUAUACUGAUGGCUUCCCGGGGGGUGGUGGCCACCAACAAGGUGUAGAAGUCUAGAAGAAAGUGAUGACAAACAGGAUCAAUGCAAGACAGUGUUUUAGCAACGGAAAUAAACGUUCAGCUGACCGGCAGAGGUUUCUGGCAAGGACAAAUCGAAAGGCGCCCACCGG
Aspergillus welwitschiae is the source of this 508-nucleotide messenger RNA. RefSeq lists its product as uncharacterized. The transcript has a single exon. Lineage: Eukaryota; Fungi; Ascomycota; Eurotiomycetes; Eurotiales; Aspergillaceae. Bases 159 to 395 code for a protein of 78 amino acids. The record is from RefSeq and is a predicted model, not a curated record.